AUGCCAACUUUGAUCGAAAGUGUGUUCGAUGAUGAAGAUGAUGAUGCAAUGGAGACGUUGAAUUUGGUGACAAGACAAAAUUCGCCAAGUUCACCACUUCACGAUUCAUCGGCAAAAGAAAGUGAUGAAACUGGAUUCGCUUCGGGAUGGAAAAGGACUUUGGUUAAUGUGAAUAAGCUUUUUUGAAAUGAAAAAUGAAAAAUGAUGAUUUUGAAGCUCUGGAAGGCUUUCUAGCGUGAAAUUAGCUGAACAAUCGAUAUUUUCAGCUAUUUUCACUUCUGGAAGCCUGAAAAUCAGAAAAUUAUAGUUUUUAAGCUUCCAGUAGGCUUUCUAAAGUGAAAUCGGCUGAAAAAUCGAAAUUUUCAGCUAAUUUCACUCCUGGAAGCCUUCUAGAAGGAUUUUAUGGCUCCAGAAGGCUUUCAGAGAUAAAACCAGCUGAAAAUAUGGAAUUUUCAGCUAAUUUUACUCUUGGAAGCCUGAAAACCAGAAAAUUCUGAUUUUUGAGCCUCCAGAAGCUUGCAAGAGAAAAAAUUGCUGAAAAAUCAAUAUUUUCAGCUAAUUUCACUCCGGGACGCCUUCUGGAACCACAAAAACCUGAGAAUCAUGUUCCAGAAGGCUUUCUGAAGUGAAAUCAUCUGAAAAAUCGAUAUUUUCAGCUAUUUUCACUUCUGAAAGCCUUCUGAAACUUUAAAAAUGUGAAAAAUUUACCUCUCGACCUUCCAGAAGGCUUUCAGACGUAAAAUUAGCUGAAAAUAUGGAAUUUUCAGCUAGUUUUACAUCUGGAAGGCUUUUUUCGUCUGGAAACCUUCUAAACUUAGAUUUUCAGCUGAAAAUCAGGUUUUGAAGCUUCCAGAAGGCUUUCAGAAGUAAAAUUCGCUGAAAAUAUGAAAUUUUCAGCUAAUUUCACUACUGGAAGCUGUCUAGAAUGCUUUUAAGCUUCCAGAAGGCUUUCUAGAUGUAAAAUCAGCUGAAAAAUCGAUAUUUUCAGCUCUUUUCACUUCUGGAAGCCUGAAAAUCAGAAAAUUUCAGUUUUUUAGCUUCCAGAUGGCUUGCCGAAGUGAAAUCAGCUGAAAAAUCGAUUUUUUCAGCUAAUUUCACUUCUGGAAGCCUUCUGAAACUUUAAAAAUGUGAAAAAUUUACCUCUCGACCUUCCUGAAAGGCUUUUUUCGUCUGGAAACCUUUCUAAACUUAGAUUUUCAGCUGAAAAUCAGGGUUUGAAGCUUCCGGAAGGCUUUCAGAAGUAAAAUUCGCUGAAAAUAUGGAAUUUUCAGCUAAUUUCACUGCUGGAAGCUGUUAAGAAUGCUUUUAAGCUUCCAGAAGGCUUUCAGAAGUGAAAUCGGCUGAAAAAUCGAUUUUUUCAGCUAAUUUCACUUCUGGAAGCCUGAAAAUCAGAAAAUUCUAAUUUUUUAGCUUCCAGAAGGCUUUCUGAAGUAAAAUAUUCUGAAAAAUCGAUAUUUUCAGCUAAUUUUGCUUCUGGACGCUUUCUAGAAGGCUUUUAAGGCUCCAGAAGGCUGCCUGACGUGAAAUCAUCUGAAAAAGCGAGAUUUUCAGUCAAAAUCAUCGAUUUUUCACCAAAAAACCACUUUUCCCGUUCAAAAUCCGCUGAAAAUCUCGAAUUUUCAGCCGGAAAAAUACCGCGACAUCACCUCCGACGGUUUUUUCACACUUUCAAGUUGUUCUCCGGGAUUUGGUGUUCACGAGCUACUAAAUGACAGCCACGACAAAUGGUGGAAAACGAAUCAAAAUCUGCCGCAUCAAAUUUGGGUCGAGUUUCAGAAGAAGGUCGAUGUCAAAUAUUUGAUGUUGUAUGUCGAUUAUAAACAGGAUGAAUCGUUUUGCCCGGCUGAGUGAGUUUUUUGGCUGGAAAUCACGGUUUUUGGCUGAAAAUCCGCUGCAAAUCGCGAUUUUUAACCCCGGAAACCCUAAAAAUCCAAUUUUCAGACUGAAAAUCGAGCUCGGAUGGUCUCGCAACGACAUUUUCUACACCAAACACAAGUCUUGUAUCAAACCGCAAGGCUGGGUUGUAAGUUUGCAGAAAAACCGUGCCAGGCUUGCAUUUUCCAUCAAAAUCACAUGAAAAACCGUGCCAGACUUGCAAAAUCAAGCCACGCCCCUUUUUGAGCGCGAAAAUUGGAUAAACUAUGCCAGACUUGCAUUUUUCAUUGAAAUCAUAAUGAACACCGUGCCAGGGUUGCGUUUUUCUGUUCUAAAAGGGGCGUGGCUUAAUUUUGCAAGCCUGGCACGGUUUUUCUACCGAUUUUCAUGGAAAAUGCAAGCCUGGCACAGAUUUCCUUGAAUUUAUCCAAUUUUCCCGCUCAAAAAAGGGGCGGGGCUUAAUUCUGCAAGCCUGGCACAGUUUUUCCACUAUUUUUCAUGAAAUAUGCAACCCUGACACACUUUUUUUGCAGCGCCUGGACCUGGCAAAUCGAGAAACUCGUCGUCCAAAUCGCUGCAUGUUUUUGAUGCUGACAGUUUUGGCGAAUCAUGAAGGCGGAAGAGAUUGUAAUAUUAGGUGAGUGUUGUUUUUUGGGUGGGAAAUUUGAAAUUUUGGCUGAGAAUGAGCUCGAAAUCUGGAAUUUUUAGCUGAAAUUUGUCAGGAAGCAUGAAAUUUGACCUAAAAUUGAAAAAAAUGACCUGGAAAUCCAAAAACCAUGAUUUCUAGCUCAAAAUUCAACAAAAAUUCCGAAUUUUGGCUCAAAUUUCACUAAAAAUGUGAUUUCUAGCUCAAAAAUGGCAUAGAACUCGGAUUUUUGAGCUCAAAAGCCUGAAAAUGACCUAGAAAUCCAAAAAAAACAUGAUUUCUAGCUCAAAAAUAGCAUAGAACUCGGAUUUUUGAGCUCAAAAGCCUGAAAAUGACCUAGAAAUCCAAAAAAAACAUGAUUUCUAGCUCAAAAAUAGCAUAGAACUCGGAUUUUUGAGCUCAAAAGCCUGAAAAUGACCUAGAAAUCCAAAAAAAACAUGAUUUCUAGCUCAAAAAUAGCAUAGAACUCGGAUUUUUGAGCUCAAAAGCCUGAAAAUGACCUAGAAAUCCAAAAAAAACAUGAUUUCUAGCUCAAAAAUAGCAUAGAACUCGGAUUUUUGAGCUCAAAAGCCUGAAAAUGACCUAGAAAUCCAAAAAAAACAUGAUUUCUAGCUCAAAAAUAGCAUAGAACUCGGAUUUUUGAGCUCAAAAGCCUGAAAAUGACCUAGAAAUCCAAAAAAAACAUGAUUUCUAGCUCAAAAAUAGCAUAGAACUCGGAUUUUUGAGCUCAAAAGCCUGAAAAUGACCUAGAAAUCCAAAAAAAACAUGAUUUCUAGCUCAAAAAUAGCAUAGAACUCGGAUUUUUGAGCUCAAAAGCCUGAAAAUGACCUAGAAAUCCAAAAAAAACAUGAUUUCUAGCUCAAAAAUAGCAUAGAACUCGGAUUUUUGAGCUCAAAAAGCCUGAAAAUGACCUAGAAAUCCAAAAAAAACAUGAUUUCUAGCUCAAAAAUAGCAUAGAACUCGGAUUUUUGAGCUCAAAAGCCUGAAAAUGACCUAGAAAUCCAAAAAAAACAUGAUUUCUAGCUCAAAAAUAGCAUAGAACUCGGAUUUUUGAGCUCAAAAGCCUGAAAAUGACCUAGAAAUCCAAAAAAAACAUGAUUUCUAGCUCAAAAAUAGCAUAGAACUCGGAUUUUUGAGCUCAAAAGCCUGAAAAUGACCUAGAAAUCCAAAAAAAACAUGAUUUCUAGCUCAAAAAUAGCAUAGAACUCGGAUUUUUGAGCUCAAAAGCCUGAAAAUGACCUAGAAAUCCAAAAAAACAUGAUUUCUAGCUCAAAAAUAGCAUAGAACUCGGAUUUUUGAGCUCAAAAGCCUGAAAAUGACCUAGAAAUCCAAAAAAAACAUGAUUUCUAGCUCAAAAAUAGCAUAGAACUCGGAUUUUUGAGCUCAAAAAGCCUGAAAAUGACCUAGAAAUCCAAAAAAAACAUGAUUUCUAGCUCAAAAAUAGCAUAGAACUCGGAUUUUUGAGCUCAAAAGCCUGAAAAUGACCUAGAAAUCCAAAAAAAACAUGAUUUCUAGCUCAAAAUUCAGCAAAAAUUCCGAAUUUUGGCUCAAAUUCAUGAAAACUGUGAUUUAUAGCUCAAAAAUGGCAUAGAACUCGGAUUUUGAGCUCAAAAGCCUGAAAAUCGCCUGAAAAUUAAAAAACAUGAUUUCUAGCUCAAAUUUCAGUAAAAAUGCCGAAUUUUGGCUCAAAUUCAUGAAAACUGUGAUUUAUAGCUCAAAAAUGGCAUAGAACUCGGAUUUUGAGCUCAAAAGCCUGAAAAUCGCCUGAAAAUUAAAAAACAUGAUUUCUAGCUCAAAAUUCAGCAAAAAUUCCGAAUUUUGGCUCAAAUUCAUGAAAACUGUGAUUUAUAGCUCAAAAAAUGGCAUAGAACUCGGAUUUUGAGCUCAAAAGCCUGAAAAUCGCCUGAAAAUUAAAAAACAUGAUUUCUAGCUCAAAUUUCAGUAAAAAUUCCGAAUUUUGGCUCAAAUUCAUGAAAACUGUGAUUUAUAGCUCAAAAAUGGCAUAGAACUCGGAUUUUGAGCUCAAAAGCCUGAAAAUCGCCUGAAAAUUAAAAAACAUGAUUUCUAGCUCAAAUUUCAGUAAAAAUGCCGAAUUUUGGCUCAAAUUCAUGAAAACUGUGAUUUAUAGCUCAAAAAUGGCAUAGAACUCGGAUUUUGAGCUCAAAAGCCUGAAAAUCGCCUGAAAAUUAAAAAACAUGAUUUCUAGCUCAAAAUUCAGCAAAAAUUCCGAAUUUUGGCUCAAAUUCAUGAAAACUGUGAUUUAUAGCUCAAAAAUGGCAUAGAACUCGGAUUUUGAGCUCAAAAGCCUGAAAAUCGCCUGAAAAUUAAAAAACAUGAUUUCUAGCUCAAAUUUCAGUAAAAAUGCCGAAUUUUGGCUCAAAUUCAUGAAAACUGUGAUUUAUAGCUCAAAAAUGGCAUAGAACUCGGAUUUUGAGCUCAAAAGCCUGAAAAUCGCCUGAAAAUUAAAAAACAUGAUUUCUAGCUCAAAUUUCAGUAAAAAUGCCGAAUUUUGGCUCAAAUUCAUGAAAACUGUGAUUUAUAGCUCAAAAAUGGCAUAGAACUCGGAUUUUGAGCUCAAAAGCCUGAAAAUCGCCUGAAAAUUAAAAAACAUGAUUUCUAGCUCAAAAUUCAGCAAAAAUUCCGAAUUUUGGCUCAAAUUCAUGAAAACUGUGAUUUAUAGCUCAAAAAUGGCAUAGAACUCGGAUUUUGAGCUCAAAAGCCUGAAAAUCGCCUGAAAAUUAAAAAACAUGAUUUCUAGCUCAAAUUUCAGUAAAAAUGCCGAAUUUUGGCUCAAAUUUCACUAAAAAUGUGAUUUCUAGCUCCAAAAUGGCAUAGAACCCGGAUUUUUGAGCUCAAAAGCCUGAAAAUCGCCUAGAAAUUCAAAAAAACAUGAUUUCUAGCUUAAAUUUCACUAAAAAUCCCAAAAUUUCAGACAUUUCCGCGUAAUUUCACCGUCCAAACCACAAUACGAUCCAUUGGACCGCAUCACCCUUGGAUUACUGCCAAGUUUACGUUUCAUCAAAAUCCGCGACGCGGACAGCCGCGAAGAUUUCCGCAACACAAUUAUGAACAGUGUGACGAGUCUAAGAUGA
Molecule: messenger RNA, 5613 nt
Organism: Caenorhabditis angaria
Lineage: Eukaryota; Metazoa; Nematoda; Chromadorea; Rhabditida; Rhabditidae
Source: the annotation of a GenBank genome assembly